UGCAAGACUGACAGUUGAUUUCGCGAGGAGUCGGCCGCUACAUGGUAAAUUUUCGUCUCGUAUCCGCGUGUUUGACUGACUGGCGAACCUGUUGCAUUUUCACGGUCAGCCUAGCCUAGCUACCGGUAUUCGAGUGCAGUGACUUUGGUGGUAAUUAGUAUGUUUUAAAUAAUGUCAGACUCGCAGGAAUUUGAAAAUAAGAUGGACGUUAACGCAUCUAGUACUUCCGUGACUCCAAGAACACCUCCGAAUUGCGCUAGGUGUCGGAAUCACCGAAAAAAAGUCGCGCUAAAGGGACAUAAGCGCUAUUGUCCAUAUCGCUUGUGCAAGUGCGAAAAGUGCAGGUUAACCACAGAACGACAACGAGUUAUGGCUAUGCAGACAGCGCUCAGAAGAGCACAAGCUCAGGACGAGGCCAUGUUAAGGAGCACUUCCACAAAUCCAGACGACAUGAAUAUGAUUCCUUUGGCUCAACACAGCCCACCUCAAAUUACCUCCAUGAAGCGACACGUAGACUGUGAUUCUUCCGAUUCAGAUCAACCUCCAUGUAAGCUAGUGAAGAUGACAUCUACUCCUUUAGCGCAACAAAGUCCUCCUAUUAUAAGUCCAUUAAAACGGCGUUUACCAGAUUGUGAUUAUUCUUCUUCCUCUCAUUGUGCUGAUCAAAACUCCAAUAAGGCCAUGAAGUUAACUCCAAACAGUGAAAUUCCUUCCACCACUGUUAACAUCAGUUCAAUGAGCGAGUGUCACUCAUCUUAUUCUGAAUUUAAUAGAGAACACCAAAGUUCAGACCUUCUAGAAGACUGCCAAAAAUUACUAGAAAGGUUUAAGUACCCCUGGGAAAUGAUGCCGUUAAUGUAUGCCAUCCUCAAAGAUGCGAGGGCGGAUCUGGAAGAGGCAUCACGGAGAAUAGAUGAAGGUCAGACCAUAGAAACUCUUCUAAACUUAUGUCAACGGGUGAAGGAUUCCUUCCAAUUAUCCUGGAGGAUGAUCUCGUUAGUGGGCGUCGUCUUAAAAUAUUCCAAAAAAAAUCAAGAUGAAGCUUUUAGUAAAAUAGAAGAAUCUUUUCGAGAAAUACCAUCCCUCUUAGCGGCAGCAAGAUCUGUACCUAGUCUAUCACUACAAUGCAGCUACCACACCAUUCCAUAUCCAAAUAUUUACACAUCAGCGCUGUAUCAGCCCUGGUUACUGCCACCUAGUCUAUGUCAUUACCCCCAAUCGACGUUACUCACCACUGCGCCCGCAAUGUGUUCGUCGCCAGUGUCACCAAUCACCCCCACCUCACCAGUAGCCCAAUCUACUCCACAUAGGCCGGUCUCUAGCCCAAUCAGGCCGACAAGUCGAACGUGAUAAGGUAAAUAUCUGUAUCCAAGAGCUAGACUAUCUUAAUUCCAAAAAAUCACUUUAUAGUACAACAAUGUUCCCUAAGCCAUUCGCUGCCUAUCGAAGAGGAUGGAACUCAGCUAGGAGCCAUUCUGUUGAACGGCACCUGACUGAAGUAACCAUAUCACUCGCUGUAGUGAUGUUGAGUAUAGUUACUUUCGAGUAUUCGUUACAAAUCGUUACUUUUGUAUAAAGUAAUCAUUUCCAGUAUUCGUUACUUUGAUUACUGUGAUUACUUUUGUAUUUGAGUACCGGUAAUCAUAUAUCGAGAAUCAGAUUUCUCAGUAUUUCGUAUAAGUACAAAAUCCGAUAUAAAAACGACCUCCACCGAUCUAUUUGAUGGAUAGAAAUUAAAUAAUAUGUAAUCUAUUAAUUAUUAAAAACAAGUGUUGCCCGACAUAGUUUUGUCCAGACUAAUUAAUAAUAGUCCUGUCGCCAGGGGGGGUACAACGGCCUCCUGUAUUCAGAUGGACUUACCCAAGUUUUUUUUUAUGUAUUUUGACCUGUAGAACACGAAUUUUUUGGGUAACACUUGAUCCGGAUGUCGAUAAGAUUGUUAUAAAUCAAGAAGUUGAGGAAUCACAUAACAGCGAUUUCUCGCAAAACAAAACAUUUUUUUGUAUUUUUUGGGCCAUUCUAACCAAAAAAUGUUCCUACAAUUUUUUUCGUAGGAUGCAUAGUUUUCGAGAUAAAUGCGGUUGAACUUUCAAAAAAUCGAAAAAUUGCAAUUUUUGAACCCGAAUAACUUUUGAUUAAAAAAUAAAAUAGCAAUUCUGCUUACCGCAUUUGAAAGUUCAAGUCAAAUUAUAUCGGUUUUAAUUAUUUGUAUUGCUAAAAAUUUAUUAUUUUAUUGUUAAACAAAGCUAUAAACACCUAGUGCUUGAGUGAUGUUUUCAAUGAUUUCUCAUUUAAAAUCGAACGAGUAGGUAGAGGAGGUAAAAGUGCAAGCGGGGCUAUUUCUACAUAGCAUGCAUUAAAACGCAUGUAUUAGGCACGGGAAACACUAUGUGUUUAUAGCUUUUUUAACAAUCAAAAAAUAAAUUUUUAGCAAUGCAAAUAUUCAAAACAGAUAUAAUUUGACUCAAACUUUUAAAGCCGGUAAGCAGAAUUGCUAUUUUAUUUUUUAUUCAAACGUUAUUCGGGUUCAAAAAUUGCAAUUUUUCGAUUUUUUGAAAGUUC
Messenger RNA from Diabrotica virgifera virgifera (western corn rootworm), 2562 nucleotides. RefSeq names its product protein doublesex (gene dsx). Gene Ontology annotation, biological process: regulation of transcription by RNA polymerase II; sex differentiation. Gene Ontology annotation, molecular function: DNA-binding transcription factor activity, RNA polymerase II-specific; RNA polymerase II cis-regulatory region sequence-specific DNA binding. The transcript has 5 exons. Bases 172 to 1350 code for a protein of 392 amino acids. Lineage: Eukaryota; Metazoa; Arthropoda; Insecta; Coleoptera; Chrysomelidae. The record is from RefSeq and is a predicted model, not a curated record. Gene Ontology annotation, cellular component: nucleus.